This is a messenger RNA of Fonsecaea nubica, 600 nucleotides long. RefSeq lists its product as hypothetical. The record is from RefSeq and is a predicted model, not a curated record. NCBI's taxonomy places the organism in Eukaryota, Fungi, Ascomycota, Eurotiomycetes, Chaetothyriales, Herpotrichiellaceae. The transcript has a single exon. The coding region runs from base 1 to 600 and encodes 199 amino acids.
AUGGGCUCCAUCUCAACCAACUUCUCCGACAAAGGGACCAAGGUUCUCUCGCCCUCGACGCUCGCGCACGUGGUGCUGCGCACCAACAACUUCUCCGCCAUGAGGGACUUCUACACGACCUUCCUCGGCGGGACCAUCACGUACGGCAACAACUUCAUCUCCUUCAUCACGUACGACGAGGAACACCACCGGAUCGCCCUGAUCGGGAUCCCGGACACGGCGCCCAAGGCACCCACGACGUGCGGGCUGGAACACAUCGCAUUCACGUUCCCGACUCUGUCGGCGCUGCUCCUCGCGUACCGACAGCGCCUGGCCAGGGGCAUCAAGCCAGUGUGGAGCGUCAACCACGGCCCCACCACGUCCAUCUACUACAAAGACCCCGACGGGAACAUGCUCGAGACGCAGGUCGACAACUUCGACACGGUCGACGCGGCCAACGAGUUCAUGAACAGCAAGUACUUCGCCGAGAACCCCAUCGGGACCGACUUUGACCCGGAGGAACUCAUCCGCAAGAUCGAGGGUGGCGUCGCCGACGAGGCCGAGUUGAAGAAGCGCGUCGAAAUUGGGCCGAGGGGCCUGCCGGAUUUGUCGGCCUUGUAG